Messenger RNA from Galeopterus variegatus (Sunda flying lemur), 4936 nucleotides. It is a transcript of the gene ARHGEF26, whose product is annotated as Rho guanine nucleotide exchange factor (GEF) 26. The transcript has 15 exons. Gene Ontology annotation, biological process: activation of GTPase activity. Gene Ontology annotation, molecular function: guanyl-nucleotide exchange factor activity; protein binding. The coding region runs from base 166 to 2784 and encodes 872 amino acids. The record is from RefSeq and is a predicted model, not a curated record. Lineage: Eukaryota; Metazoa; Chordata; Mammalia; Dermoptera; Cynocephalidae.
CCGUGGUCGGCUGCCUUGCUCUCCUGAGCUGCCGCCACGGCUCUUCGGUCCCGGCCCGGGCCACCCACCGGGCGGUGGGUCCUCCUUGGCCCCCGGCUCUGCAAGUUUCCUAAGGGACGACUAUCUGGGUGGCGUUCUCCCUGGGGCUGACUCCCAGACCCCGCUAUGGACGGCGACAGCAAAGUGGAGUUUUCUAGCAGCAGCCUAACCCCCUUGUGGCGGAGGCGGUCGACCCCUCAGCCCCAGCCGCUGGGCCGGAGCAAGCCGAGGCCCCAGUCUUACCAGAGCCCCAGCGGGUUGCUGAUCACAGAUUUCCCAGUGGAGGACCGGGCUGUGCUCCCCGCGGCGCAGACUCCAGCCCAGGUGCCCACCUCCUCGGACGGAAGGACGGUCCAGAGGAGCCCCUUGCUUCUCUGCGCCCAUCGGAGGGCGGUGGCCAAUGGUAGGACGGUCUCCCCCGAAUACAGGGCUGCCUCUCCUCGGCUCCGAAGAACCAAGUCACCCCAAGUCUCCAAAGCGGCGUCGAGGGGCUCCCCGAAAUCCCCCGCGAAUGGCACGGUGACCUCGCCUGCGCCGCCGCCGCCGCCGCCGCGACCCCCGCGGACUCUUACAGCGCCCGCCCCCUGCGGCCUCGAGGAGGACCCGACCCGGCUGACUGCCAGCCCGGUGCCUUCGCCCACUGCAAAUGGCCUUGAGCCUAAUGACGACUCUCCUGGCUUCGGUUCGCAGUCCGGCCAGACGGCUAAGGACCCUGAACGGGGACCCCUGAGACUUUCUCCCGCGCCCCAGAAAAUACCUUCGGAACAAAAACUCCUCCUCCACAGGCUGUCCUCCCAGGAGAGCGAGCUCCCCGAGAAUCCUAACGUGGUUCUGAGCACCAACAGUCCCGCUGCCCUCAAAGUGGGCAAGCAGCAGAUCAUCCCCAAGAGCCUGGCCUCGGAAAUCAGAAUAAGUAAAUCCAGCAGUCACAGUGAGGAGCCCCACAAGAGACUCCUCAAGGUACGCAGCAUCGUGGAGGGCCUCGGAGCACCCCUGGGCCACGCAGGGGACGACGGCGGGGGCGAGAACGACGGCGAUAGCCCCGGGUCUCUUCGGAGGGGCUUGCGGUCCACGUCCUAUCGCAGGGCGGUGGUCAGUGGCUUUGAUUUUGACAGUCCUACCAGCUCGAAGAAGAAGAACAGAAUGUCCCAGCCUGUUCUGAAAGCCGUGAUGGAAGACAAGGAGAAGUUUUCCAGCCUGGGAAGGAUAAAGAAAAAAAUGCUGAAAGGACAAGGAACAUUUGAUGGGGAAGAAAACGCUGUCCUGUAUCAAAACUACAAAGAGAAGGCCCUUGACAUUGACUCUGAUGAAGAGUCGGAGUCCAAAGAACAGAAGUCGGAUGAAAAAAUCGUGAUCCACCAUAAGCUGCCGAGAUCUACAUGGGGCCAGCUCUCUGCGGUGAAGAGAAAUGGAUUAUCUCAAACAGUAAGCCAGGAGGAAAGAAAGAGACAAGAGGCUAUCUUUGAAGUCAUAUCCUCUGAACAUUCAUAUUUGCUGAGCUUGGAGAUCUUGAUACGAAUGUUUAAAAAUUCUAAAGAACUGAGUGAUACAAUGACUAAAACUGAGAGGCACCAUCUUUUCUCCAAUAUUUCAGACGUCUGUGAGGCAAGCAAAAAAUUCUUUACAGAGUUGGAAGCAAGACAUCAGAAUAAUAUCUUCAUAGAUGAUAUAAGUGACAUUGUGGAAAAGCACACAGCAUCCACAUUUGACCCGUACGUGAAAUACUGCACAAAUGAAGUCUACCAACAACGAACACUACAAAAAUUGUUAGCCACCAAUCCAUCCUUUAAGGAAGUGUUGUCAAGGAUCGAGUCCCAUGAAGACUGCAGGAACUUACCCAUGAUCUCUUUUCUCAUUCUCCCCAUGCAGAGGGUGACCCGCCUUCCCCUGCUGAUGGAUACCAUCUGUCAAAAGACACCUAAGGACUCUCCAAAGUACGAAAUCUGCAAAAGGGCCCUAAAGGAAGUGAGCAAGUUGGUUCGACUGUGCAAUGAAGGAGCCCGGAAGAUGGAAAGGACCGAGAUGAUGUACACGAUUAACUCCCAGCUGGAAUUUAAAAUUAAGCCUUUUCCUUUAGUCUCUUCUUCCCGGUGGUUGGUGAAAAGAGGAGAGUUGACAGCCUACGUGGAGGACACGGUGCUCUUCUCAAGAAGGAUGUCCAAACAGCAAGUCUACUUCUUCCUUUUUAAUGACGUGCUCAUUGUCACCAAGAAGAAGAGUGAAGAAAGCUACAACGUCAAUGAUUAUUCCUUAAGAGAUCAACUAUUGGUGGAAUCUUGUGACAAUGAAGAGCUUAAUUCUUCUCCAGGGAAGAACAGUUCCACAAUGCUUUAUUCAAGACAGAGCUCUGCCAGUCACCUCUUUACUCUGACAGUCCUUAGUAAUCAUGCCAAUGAGAAAGUGGAGAUGCUGCUGGGGGCCGAGACACAGAGUGAGCGUGCCCGCUGGAUAACCGCCCUGGGACACAGCAGCGGGAAGCAGCCUCCCGACAGAACCUCUCUGACUCAGGUGGAAAUCGUCAGGUCGUUUACUGCCAAGCAGCCGGAUGAGCUCUCCCUGCAGGUGGCAGAUGUGGUCCUCAUCUAUCAGCGUGUUAGUGACGGCUGGUAUGAGGGGGAACGACUCCGCGACGGAGAAAGGGGCUGGUUUCCUAUGGAGUGUGCCAAGGAGAUAACGUGUCAAGCUACAAUUGAUAAGAAUGUGGAGAGAAUGGGACGUUUGCUGGGACUGGAGACCAACGUGUAACCUCUCAGAUGGCCUUUUGUUACUGCAAGAUUUGCACUGCAUAAUAGUGGGCUGGCUGAUUCUGGACUGGUUGUAUUGUUAAUUUUAUCACAGCCUAUUUAAUUAAAGGAAUAAAAACACUUGCCUUUAAGCUUGCCAGGUUGUUCUGCUUUCUCAGGAGAACAGCUACUGGAUACGGUUCACUCACAAAGCUCAGUUUUUACAUAACCAUCCCCUUGCAAGCUUCUUUAGGUCCAGACUAGCUGAGCAGUUCACUUCAGGGAUCAGGCUAUCUCGGCUCCUUCUAGUGUCACCAUGUUCCGGCAUAAAAACAUGUAUAUAAGCUGCUGUUUUCUGGUUUUCUCUAUUCUCACUUCACUAAGAAUGUUACUAUUCCUCCUUAAACAUCUCCUUAAUACGGUUCUCCCAGUAUUAGCAAGAUUUUGUGUCUUUAAGGAAUGCUUGAUUUUGUAUGUAUUUUCCCUGCCUCUUAUUUUUAACAUCGAUUCUAAUGCUGUGUUCAUUUCAAAAAGAAUUGGUAGAAUUCAGAAGGUGAGCUGUUAUGUUUUUCUCAACCUCUUCUCAGCAAAGAGAAAUUGACUCUUGAAUUGUUGCCACCUUUUUCCUCAUAAGAAGGAGAGUAAGGGGGCGGACUUUAAGGAUUUUUAAAAUCCAUCUCACCCAAUAUUAGUCUUAGAUAAGUAUAGCCUAAUAAACCUAGCUACUUUAAAUAAUAUAGAAUUUAGAUGGUUCACAUGUGUGAAAAAAAUCCUGAACAUAGAACAGGGGUCCUACUUUUUAAAAAUAUUUCCAAAUGAGCUGAUAAAAAGCUGACGUGAGGCUGCUAUGCCUUCAAUAAUGCAUGGCUUUUGACUGUUCCUAUUCCAGUUUCCAAAUAGGAAAUUGGCUGGAAUAUACUUUCAUAAUUUUGAGGAAGGGAAAAUUAGGCCUUAAAAGGUAUCAAGAAGCAAGCAUGGUACCCAAUUGAAACAUUUUGACCUUAAUGGGAAUUCAUUCUAUUUGCACUAAAGGCUUUGCUUGCUGGGUUUGGAGUCUCUCUUAGCUGCAGAUUACUGCAGAACUUUAUUUCUUCCAAUAGUGCAAGAAGAGAGAAAAGUCAUUUUAACGGGAGGUUUCAUAAAAAGGUAAUGAGGGUUUGGAAGACUGAGAGGAGAGAAAUGAUUUUUACUGGCAGCUAUGUUCCCUCUCUAUUCUCUUCGACAAAGGGAUAAAACCUGACACAGUGUACAUUAUUGGAGGACUCAGAUCUAUAUGUGACAUGUCCCAGCUACCAUCUGCUAACCAGUUACCCAAAUUGUGAAUAAGGUUACAGAAGCCCAGUGUGGAGGUAAGUGUGCUUGGCUCACACGCCCUGCACCUGCUGCCUCAGCAGUGAGCCAGUGUGGCCCCUGAGGGGCUUCUCAGCCUUGGAUUGCUUUCUUUUACCUGUACAUAUGAUCUGGCCGGCCCAUGGCUCAUUUGGGAGAGCGUGGUGCUGACAACACCAAGUCAAGGGUUAAGAUCCCCUUACCAGUCAUCUUAAGGGAGAGUGUGGUGCUGAUGAUCUGGUUGUAAAAAGACAUUCCAGGCACUGAGUUCCUGGAAGUCUGAGAAAGUGUGUCAGUGAAGUAAUAGCAGGCAGAGGACCACAGCAAGAGACGUCCCCUCUUUAAUAAUGUCACAGACUUUAUACGGGGGAGGUUAACAAGUUGUAUAAUUUAACCCAAUGUCACGUUUUAUUUAGGAAGGUAAAUUUGUUGCUUGCAAGGGGAUCAUUUUGUAUUAUUUUUGCUAAUACCCAGUUGAAGCUAAAAAGCAACUAUAUGGAUCCUGUGAAUUAAUUUAUAAGUAGAAAUGUUAAACAGUUGAAAAUAUGUGCAUCUUAUAAGUCAAAGCCUUAUUUAGCAAGCAGAUUAGUACUGUUAUUAGAUUAAAUGCUGUUAUAUGGCAGGUAUUUAACACAAUUACAAUGUUUAGUUUCAAACAUAAAUUGUUGUUUUUAACAUGACACAGUAUUUUUUUUACGCCUAACUCAGUUUCUGUGAAUACCAUCCCUGAAUUGUAUAGUGACUUCAUUCAUGGACAAAACUGUUCAUUUUUGUCCCAAUAGAUCGAGACUGCUUGUACACUUUUGACAAAAUAUGUGAAUUUAUAAAGAUUUUGUAUAUAUUUA